Messenger RNA from Schistocerca cancellata (South American locust), 450 nucleotides. Its product is annotated as short coiled-coil protein B. The transcript has a single exon. NCBI's taxonomy places the organism in Eukaryota, Metazoa, Arthropoda, Insecta, Orthoptera, Acrididae. Bases 1 to 450 code for a protein of 149 amino acids. Gene Ontology annotation, cellular component: trans-Golgi network. The record is from RefSeq and is a predicted model, not a curated record.
AUGCUCCGUGUUUCUCCAGUGAGUGCUAAAUCGCCACUAACAAAAAUGCAAGACGAAAUGAAUAACAUUCCACUCGCUGACGACGAUCCACAAGCCGUUAUACCCGAUGACACAGAAACUGCGGAUAUUUCUCAUAAUUCAGAUGCAAUGGUACGAGGUCGCAGUUUGGAUUCAAUUCCUUCAUCUUUUACUAACGGAAGUAGCAGCCCAGGACCGAACAGUCUGGAUCCAGAUAUAAGUCCAGACGAGCAAGAAGAGAAAGCACGACUAAUUUCUCAAGUUUUGGAAUUGCAAAACACGCUAGACGAUCUCUCUCAGCGUGUCGAUAGCGUAAAGGAAGAAAAUCUGAAGCUCCGUUCAGAGAACCAAGUGUUGGGCCAAUACAUAGAGAAUUUGAUGUCUGCAUCAAGUGUGUUUCAAUCCACCUCUCCUAAAACCAAGAAAAAAUAA